Molecule: messenger RNA, 2034 nt
Organism: Echinostoma caproni
Lineage: Eukaryota; Metazoa; Platyhelminthes; Trematoda; Plagiorchiida; Echinostomatidae
Source: the annotation of a GenBank genome assembly
AUGAAUGGACGUUUGCAUUUAGGCCACACAUUUUCACUGUCCAAAUGUGAAUUUUCCAUCGGAUUCAACCGUUUGAAAGGCAAAAUGACUCUGUGGCCAUUUGGUUUCCAUUGCACUGGGACUCCUAUAAAGGCAUCAGCAGACAAACUCAGACGAGAAUGUGAACUUUAUGGCUGCCCUCCGGUGUUCCCUCUUGAGGACUCAGAAGCUUUACAGGAAUCCAAGGAAAUUGAGGUGAUCAAAGAUCCGUCGAAAAGUAAAAAAAGCAAAGCAACCGCAAAAUCUGGGGACGUGAAGUAUCAGUGGCAAAUCAUGGAAAGUAUGGGCUUAGAUAGUCGAGAAAUUGCCAAAUUUAUUGAACCCAAUUAUUGGAUGGAGUAUUUUCCGGUUAAGGCGAUCGCGGAUCUUCGAAAAUUGGGGGUCAAGGUAGAUUGGCGUCGCUCGUUUAUAACCACAGAAGUCAAUCCUUUCUACGAUUCGUUUGUCCGAUGGCAGUUUCUUCUGUUAAAGAAACGGAAGAAAAUCCUAUAUGGAAAGCGUUACACAAUUUUUUCUCCUAAGGAUAAUCAGCCUUGUAUGGAUCAUGAGCGAAGUGUUGGAGAAGGUGUCGGGCCACAAGAGUACACGUUGAUCAAAUUAAAGCUGUUGUCAGAUCCACCAAAGCAACUACGGAGAUGGCAUUGUGUCUUGCAAGUAGAAAGAAACGAGAUCUCAUUAAUAGGACAAUGUGUUCCACUGUCGAAAGUCCUUCACAUACCACCAAUUCUUUUAAAUCCCACAACUCCAGGCACUCGCUUGGCUUUAGCGGAUGCCGGGGACUCAUUAGAUGACGCAAAUAUGAAGGAAGAUAUGGCCGAGGCUGGAUUGUUGCGUCUUUACGGACUCCUGGAUUGGAUAUCACAAACCGUGGAAAGCUUACGCGAUGGCUCUCAGUCAUACCGGACUGGCCCUUAUACCUUGCACGCAGACCUUAUUUUUGAAAACGAUAUCAACCGGACAAUUCAAUUAGCUGACAAGUUUUACUCCAAUAAUGAAUUCAAAGAGGUCUUAAAGACUGUAUUCUACGAGUUUCAGGCUGCUCGUGAUCGAUAUCGUGAAGUAAGCCAAGGCUCAAUGCAUCGUGAACUUCUGUUUCGCUACAUUCAAGUUCAAACCAUACUGCUCAGUCCAAUUUGUUCUCAUGUCUGCGAGCACAUUUGGGUCAAUUUACUCGGUAAUAAGACCUCUGUGUUUUGUUCUACGUGGCCUGAACUGUCGCGACCGGUAGACGAUGUACUGACACUGCAGGGUCGUUAUGUGGAUGAUGCCGCUCAUCAGUUCCGCCUUCAGCUUUUGGCACGCCAAUCAUCCAAGUCUUUCAAAGCUUCGAAGACAGGUGGAACUGCGCAGAGUAUUGCUCCUUCUGAAGCCACUGUAUGGGUUGUGAAAUCAUAUCCUCCUUGGCAGGCUAAAAUUUUGGAAAUCUUGCGUGGCAGUCUAUCUGCGGAUGGUAAAACUUUGGCCGACAAUGCUGCCAUUGCUCAGCAGAUGCGUCCUCAUCUUAAGGAGAUGGGUAAGAUGGCAAAAAAAGCAAUGCCGUUCGUUCAGCUUGUACGUGAACGAUUCGACGCCCGUGGUCAACAUGCGCUUCAGUCAGAACUCGAGGUGGACGAGUCUGCUGUUCUGAAGGCAAAUCUCAGUUAUCUAAUUGCCACACUGGGAUUGCGGGCACCGGACGGUUUAACUGUAAGUUGUUUCAACCCGUGCUGUUCUCUUUCUGAGUUGUGGUCUUGCGGUUUCGACCGGUUAUUUUCUCAUAGUUCGUGUGUUUUUGAACUCCAUCACCGUCUCCCCCUACCUUCACAUUUGUUUUCCAACGGGCUACAGUUGACCCCACCCCCUCUUUUGAAUAUUGAUUACACAAUUNACAAUUCCCAUUGUACCGCAAAGCAUUUUAGAGCCACCGAUACUUUAUGUUUAUCACCGCAACCGACAAGACUAGACAUACCCUGUGGAAAUUGUGGUUUGGAAAGAAACGUUUUCUUCGCUGAUUAG